Molecule: messenger RNA, 859 nt
Organism: Megalopta genalis
Lineage: Eukaryota; Metazoa; Arthropoda; Insecta; Hymenoptera; Halictidae
Product: cuticle protein 7
Cellular component (GO): extracellular matrix
Source: RefSeq, a predicted model, not a curated record
UUAGCUGUGUCGUUCUUAUUACAGGCACUCCUGUUAACGAUGAUGUUGGCAGGAAUUUUGAGCGAACCUCAAGGACCUGCCUACCUUCCUCCGCAAGGCACCCGAACACCCACUGGCGGCGGUGGCGGCGGCGGCGGCGGCGGUAACGUUGGUCAUCCAGACGAGUGGGCCGGAGACCCAGCAAACUACGAAUUCUCGUACGAAGUCCAAGACGGGGUGGCUGGUUUGGACUUCGGCCAUCACGAGUCGCGCAAAGACAGCGAGGCGUCAGGGACGUACCACGUGCUGCUGCCGGACGGCAGGACCCAGAUCGUCGAUUACGUCGCCGACGAUGCCGGAUAUCGUCCCAUGGUGCGGUACGAGGGCACCGCCACCUUCCCCGCCCCAGCACCCUCCCCCGGGGGAUCCGCCAACGAAGGAUACAGAUACUAAUCGCUUCACGGUGUAUAUAAAUAAAAAAUUCAAAGACUAACUCGAACUCCGCGUAACCCUGAACGAUUGAUUUUCCAUCGAGACGCGCUCUGCUCCUGAUGUAACAUUAAUUUUCCAUUAAGACGCGCUGCUCCUGAUGUAACAUUAAUUUUCCAUUAAGACGCGCUGCUCCUGAUGUAACAUUAAUUUUCCAUUAAGACGCGCUGCUCCUGAUGUAACAUUAAUUUUCCAUUAAGACGCGCUGCUCCUGAUGUAACAUUAAUUUGUUUAAUAAUGUAAACUAAGACGCUGCUCCUGACGUGUAACGUUCAUCAUCGAUUCGGAUGAGCGUCGUGUUUAAUGACUUAAUUUUUGAUGUUGACUCGACAGUUUACACAAACUUGUAUUUGUUCGAUCUCGAUGAUAUACGAAGAGUUUGUAAAACAUU